Molecule: messenger RNA, 5172 nt
Organism: Coregonus clupeaformis (lake whitefish)
Lineage: Eukaryota; Metazoa; Chordata; Actinopteri; Salmoniformes; Salmonidae
Product: angiomotin
Exons: 16
Coding region: 105-3701 (1198 amino acids)
Biological process (GO): angiogenesis; establishment of cell polarity involved in ameboidal cell migration; hippo signaling
Cellular component (GO): cytoplasmic vesicle; plasma membrane; bicellular tight junction
Molecular function (GO): signaling receptor activity; protein binding
Source: RefSeq, a predicted model, not a curated record
AACGUCUCCACCCUCUACCUGGCGAGGUGCGCAUUGUCCAGCUAUCACAGCUCUUGACAAUACUAGGGAGGAAUGGCGGUGAGAUCUGAAGAAAACAACUUACAAUGAUCUCAGCCGAACACUGGAGUCCCGAGGAGGUGGCGGAAUGGAUCCAUCUCAUUGGGCUUACAGAAUGCGCACAGAGUUUUCUCGAAAAUGCAAUAACUGGCGUGGAUCUCUUGGAAGUCAGUGAUUCAGUGUUAGAGUGGCUGGGGCUAAGCGACGUGGACCAGCGCCUGUACGUGUUGGAGCGCCUGGAGGAACUGGUGACGCUACAGGACCAGCAGGAGACCCCCACCGGACCCCCCGGAGACCCCCAUCUCGGUACCUGUCCUCCCCAGCAUCAGCAGCACCAUGAGCAACAGAGCCCAGUGAGAGCAGUGCCGGAGGAGCGCAGUGAGAGCAGCCACACAGUUGGUUCUGAAGAGUGGGAGACAGAAAAAGGAGAAGAGCGGCAGGAAAUAGCAGUCGAAAUGUUUCGGAAAAAAGCUUCGUCCUCCUUGAGAAUGAGAAGAAUAUCAGAAAGCAAUAGAUGGAACAUUGACCGCGGGCGCAGCUCGUCCUUCCAUGAGGUGCGUGGUCUUCGGGAGGCUGAGAUGAGGGCGGCGGCCGACGAGACGUCCAGCAGCAGCAGUGGCAGCAGCAACACCGUCCUGCAGCGACUCCUACAGGAGCAGAUGCGCUAUGACGAGGGACGCAACUACCAGCUGGCCAUGCAGCAACAGCAGGAGCAGCAACGACAGCAGCAGCAGCAGAGGCAGCAGCAGGAAGGAGGGGUGAGCGGGGGCUACCCGGGCCAGGGAGGCCCCAACGACGACCGGCACGACGCCAUUGUGCCCCACAUCGCCCGGCAGGAGCCCCAAGGACAGGAGCUGCAGGCGGACAGUGGCAUGGAGAAACUGGGCUCCCGCGGCGGGGGUAGUAGUGGAGGAGGAGGGAUGAGUGGUGUUGGGGGAGGGAGUGGCCAGGGCCCCAACCCAGAGGACUUACCCACCUACGAGGAGGCCAAGGUGCAGUCGCAGUACUUUCGCGGCCACCCGCACCACCAGCUACAUCAACAACAGCAACAACAACAUCAACAACAACAACAACAGUUGCCUCCGUCAGUGGGCGCAGCGUUUUACGUGACGGCCGUAACCAACAAUGGCAAGGUGCGUACGGAGGGGCGUCCCACGGUUCAGCGUCUGAGCAGCGGGGGAAAGGUGCACCAGGACGACGGGCUCAAGGACCUGAAGCAGGGCCACGUGCGCUCCCUCUCCGAGCGCCUCAUGCAGAUCUCGCUGGCCACCAGCGGGGUCAAGGCCCACGCCCCUGUCACUAGUGCCCCCCUUUCCCCCCAGCUGCCCCCUCCGGGUCCCCCGGGGGACUACUACAAGCCCUCGGGCCAGCACCGGGGCCCCCCGCCUGACUACCCCUUCAAGAACAUGGGCUCCUCUCCCAAACAACAGCCGCAGCAUCAGGAGCAAGGAGGGCACUAUUACCAGGACCAUCGGCCCAGGGAGCAGGGCAGGAAUGAGGUGCCACACGUCCGCUACCAGCUUCCGCCAGAGUACGGCUCCUUCAGGUCCAAUAAGGAGAGCUCAAUCCACUCCCAGAGGUCUGUCCAUCACCACAGCCCCACCUCCUCGGUCACCUCAGUCGGCUCUCUGUCCCGAGCCCAGUCCUCCACCCUCAGUAGUCUUCUCAGCGCCUCCCACUCUUCCCACCCCUCCCACACACACCCCCACCCACAAGGGGACCCCUAUGCCUCCAUGGGUCCCCGAAGCCCGCAGGGCCCUGGAUCACAUCAGGGAGACCCGUAUGGUCCCGGGCCCAUGCACCCUCCACUUCAGAGGGGCCACGGCUUCCCACACGACCCCUACGGCUCCACCUCCAGGAUGCACUACCAGCAGCAGCACCACCAGUAUCAACAACAGCAACAACAACAACAACAACAACAACAACAACAACAACAACAACAACAGCAGCAGCAGCAGCAGCAGCAGCAGCAGCAACAACAACUCCAACACCAGCACCAACAGUACCACUCCCAGUCAUCCCAGGGCCACCCUCCCCAGCACUACCCCCACCCCCAGGGGGACCCCUUCGCCAUGAUGGCCCGCGCCCAGCAGAUGGUGGACAUGCUGUCAGAGGAGAACCGGCUGCUCAAGCAGGAGAUGGAGGUGUGCUGCGAGAAGGUCACCAAGCUGCAGAAGUUGGAGACAGAGAUCACGCUGGUGUCGGAGGCCUAUGAGAACCUGGCCAAGUCAUCCACUAAGAGGGAGGCUCUGGAGAAAACCAUGAGGAACAAGUUGGAGCUGGAGGUGCGCAGGCUGCAUGACUUCAACAGGGACCUGAGAGAGCGCAUGGAAACUGCCAACAAGCAGCUAGCUGCUAAGGAGUGUGAGGGAACGGAGGACAACCGCAAGACCAUCUCUCAGCUACUCACCCAGAACAAAGAGACGGUGCGUGAGAAGGAGAAGCUGGAGAUAGAGCUGAACUCCCUGCACUCCUCCACGGACGACCAGAGACGACACAUUGAGAUCAGGGACCAUGCUCUCAACAACGCCCAGGCCAAAGUAGUCAAACUGGAGGAGGAGCUGAAGAAGAAGCAGGUGUAUGUGGAGAAGGUAGAGCGCAUGCAGCAGGCCCUGGCCCAGCUCCAGGCUGCCUGUGAGAAGAGAGAGCAGCUGGAGCACCGCUUACGCACGCGGCUGGAGAGGGAGCUGGAGUCACUGCGCAUGCAGCAGAGACAAGGCGGCUCCCAGAGCAGCAGCAGUGGUCAGGAGUACAACUCCACGGCUCUGAUGGAGCACCUAAGGGAGAAGGAGGAGAGGAUCCUGGCCCUGGAGGCAGACAUGACCAAGUGGGAGCAGAAGUACCUGGAGGAGAGCGUCAUGAGGCAGUUUGCCUUAGACGCCGCCGCCUCCGUCGCCACCCAGAGGGACACGUCGUCGUCAGUGAUAAGCGACUCCGCCAGCAGCAGCUAUGAGCAGCAGCUGUCAGUGGAGGCUCGUAUCCAGAAGGAGGAGGAGGAGAUCCUCAUGGCCAACCGCCGCUGCCUAGACAUGGAAAGCAGGAUCAAGAACCUGCACGCCCAGAUCAUUGAGAAGGAUGCCAUGAUCAAGGUGCUCCACCAGCGUUCCAGGAAGGAUCCCAACAAGGACCGGGAUGCCGCAGCCAUCAUGCGACCCUCCAAGUCCCUGAUGUCCAUCGCCAACACGGGCGGCUCGGGCCUGCUCUCCCACAGCUUGGGCCUCAGCAGCUCCCCCAUCACAGAAGAGCGCAAGGACAGCAGCUGGAAGGGCAGCCUGGGAGUUCUGUUGGGUCCAGAGUACCGUACCGAUUCUCUGAGGACAGAGUCCAUCUCGUCAUCUCCCUCCCCAGUCCUGCCCCUGACAGUGGGCCACUCUAAGACAGGCAGCAGGGACAGCUGCACCCAGACAGACAAGGGCCAGAGCCAGGAGGCUAGCAGCAAGCCUAGCACCCCAGCCCUGCAGAGCAUGACCCUGCCCAGCCGCCUCUCCAGCCCCAGCCCCGUCUACAUACCUGACCGCAUUGCAGAUGUGCCAGUGUUCCACAGCAGUAUCCUGGAGAGGCGUGCCCUGCUGCAGUCCCACCCCCAGGCCCCAUCAGCCUCUCAACAGGAGGUGGACAACGACAUGGUGGAGAUUCUCAUCUGAACUGAACCAUGGCCUCUAUAGGUCACAGGACAGGACAGGAGGACAAUGUGUGUUUGUGCACAAUCAAUACACACACAUUCACAGACACACACUUUCAAAAUAGGUGAAGGAUUCCUUUUUUUGUUUCUUUUUUCAAUGUUUGGUGUUUAACUAGUUGUCGGGUGACCGAGGGUGUGUUAAAAUGCACUACUUUUUAGAUGUGUUUUAAUGAACAAUACCGUGUACAGUUUGUGAGUCGGGAGGUUUUAGUGUCAUCAGAAUGAUCAAUGAACUCUCUUGAACAGUGUUGCUGGAGGCUAUUGGUUAACUAGUCCCCUUGGACCAAAUGUAUUGGCUUUAUUGCACUACUUAUUUUUUUUGAGUGUUUACAAAUAUAUAUUUUUACUUUAAGUCUGACUUAGGUAAUCUAUUUAUGUGUUGUAGACAGUGCAUUAUUCACCAAUGUUAGACGUGGCACUUGGGUAAUCAAAGUGAUAUUGUAAACUACAAAACAUUAUUUUAACCUGUAAAUACUGUAUUUAGAUACUGUAUGUAUGGCAUGUGUAUCAUUUAACUUAACUGAAUGGAAUAGGUUUUUAGAAGCCAUUCAGUUACAUGGCACUGCCAGCCAAGGACCACAGUGCACUGUUUAAAGUAUUGGGGGCCCGGCCCCCCAAGUCACAGUGGAAAACUUGGGGGAGCGAGACUCACACAUUUCUACUGUGGUCCAAUGUGCUGCCUGUGUGACCCCACUGGAUGGGGUCUGUCUCUUUUGAAGUGCAGCAGUAGAAGAGGUUUGGUGUUCACCGAUGUGCCUAUGCAUCAGUUAAGAUAUCCACUAUACCUGUUAAGUGACCUUCAUUCCAGUCUGGCUGGGUUUGGUAGGGUCUUCCGCACAGACUUGCUUCAAAUGAUAUUAGGCCUAAAAUAGUCUGUUGGGAUUUUAACUAGUUUAUGCAACAAUCUGAUAAUCAACUGUCUUUCUACACCUAUUUACAAGCUUGAUUUACAUUGUAUAUAUGAAACUAUGUGGCUGCGUUUAAAAAGAAAGCCCAAUUCUGAUCUUUUUCCACUAAUUGGUCUUUUGACAAAUCAGAUCAGCGCUUUUGCCAAUAAUUGGGCAAAAGAUCAGAAUUGGGCUGCCUGGUUAAACGCAGCCUAUGUGGUGAUAAGUGUUAGCAGUUGAAAUCCAAGCCAGUUUCAAAACCGCACAUAUCCCUUUCUUUUGACCAAAGGUAACAGAAUGAGUUUGUCUGUAGCUCGUAUUACAGACAAUGAUUUAUAGAUAUCACAUCAGCUACUUUUUAACAGUGACUGAAAUAUCCACUCACAUCACAAUCUAGGUAGCAGUUGUGAGCAUUUUUAAUCCAAAGCCAAAAAUGUGGGACCAAAGAAACACUCCACCAGCCAGUCUCCUGGCCUGACCCCACUAUUGUCUUUAAUUUCAAUAGGUUACAAGUGGACAUUUUAAAUAAAAAAACACUGAGGUCAA